This is a messenger RNA of Poecilia latipinna (sailfin molly), 3175 nucleotides long. Its product is annotated as tripartite motif-containing protein 16-like. The transcript has a single exon. Gene Ontology annotation, molecular function: protein binding; zinc ion binding. The coding region runs from base 286 to 1950 and encodes 554 amino acids. The record is from RefSeq and is a predicted model, not a curated record. NCBI's taxonomy places the organism in Eukaryota, Metazoa, Chordata, Actinopteri, Cyprinodontiformes, Poeciliidae.
AGCAAUGAUUCUUAUUUCAUUAUCUGAACAAAAAAAUGUUGUAAAGUCGGUUCAACUUUAUUACUUUAACAGCCCUCCUCUUCAUGGAACCAAAGUUUGGUAUUCCUCCCUCUUCUUCCUGCUCUUAAACUCACCUUGUAACUGGGUGGAUCCUGCAUCUGCUGAAGCUAAAAGCUGAUUGGCUGCAGCCUCUCUGCUCUGACAUAUGAUUCAUAGAUCAGAGCUCAAACUGGUUUAUGUUAUCAGGAAAUGAAACUAACAGAGUCACUCUGACCAAGAGCAGAAAUGGAGCAGAAUCAGCUGGACAGAGAAACUUUCUCCUGUUCCAUCUGCCUGAAUCUACUGAAGGAUCCGGUGACGAUUCCCUGUGGACACAGCUACUGUCGGAACUGUAUUACAAGCUUCUGGGAUGAAGGUGAGAGGAAGAAAAGUUACCACUGUCCUCAGUGCAGGAAAACCUUCACACCAAGGCCUGAACUACAGAAGAACAUCAUGUUAGCAGCUUUAGUGGAGCAGCUGAACAAGACUGGACUCCAAGCUGCUGCUGAUCGCCGCUAUGCUGGACCUGAAGAUGUGGCCUGUGAUGUCUGCAGUGGAAGAAAACUGAAAGCCAUCAAGUCCUGUUUAGUCUGUCUGGCUUCUUACUGUGAGAAACACCUUCAACCUCAUUAUGAUUCAGCUCCUUUCAGGAAACACAAGCUGGUGGAGCCGUCCAAGAACCUCCAGGAGAACAUCUGCUCUAAGCAUGAUGAGGUGAUGAAGAUUUUCUGCCGCACUGAUCAGAAGUGUAUCUGUAGCCUGUGUUUAGUAGCUGAACAUAAAGGCCAUGACACAGUGUCAGCUGCAGCAGAAAGAACUGACAGGCAGAGAGAGCUGGAGGAGAGACGAGGAAAAAUCCAGCAGAUGAUCCAGAACCAGGAGAAAGAUGUGAAGCUGCUUCAACAGGAGGUGGAGGCCAUCAAUCACUCUGCUGAGAAAACAGUGGAGGACAGCGAGAAGGUCUUCACCCAGCUGAUCCGUCUCCUCCAGAAAAGAAGCUCGGAGGUGAAGCAGCAGAUCAGAUCCCAGCAGGAAACUGAAGUGAGUCGAGUCAAAGAGCUUCAGGAGAAGCUGGAGCAGGAGAUCACUGAGCUGAGGAGGAAAGAUGCUGAGCUGGAGCAGCUCUCACACACAGAGGAUCACAACCAGUUUCUCCUCAACUACCCCUCACUGCCAGCACUCAGGGAGUCGACACACUCAUCCAGCAUCAACAUCCGUCCUCUGAGACACUUUGAGGACGUGACAGCAGCUGUGUCAGAGCUCAGAGAGAAACUACAGGACGUCCUGAGAGACUCAUGGACAAACAUCUCACUGAUGGUCACUGAGGUGGAUGUUCUACUGUCAGAACCAGAACCAAAGAGCAGAGCUGGAUUCUUAAGAUGUUCAUGUGAAAUCACCUUGGAUCCAAACACAGCACACCCACAGCUGGUACUAUCAGAGGGGAACAAGAAGGCAAUAGUGACGGCUCAACAUCAGUCUUAUUCUAGUCAUCCAGACAGAUUCACUUAUUUUGCUCAGGUUGUGAGUAGAGAGAGUCUGACUGGACGUUGCUACUGGGAAGUGGAGUGGAGCAGGGCAUGGAUUCAUGUAGCAGUAGCAUACAAGAAUAUCAGCAGAGCAGGAUGUGGAAAAGUAUGUAGAUUUGGAGAUAAUGACAAAUCUUGGGCUUUAUUAUGUUACCAAAACAGUUUUAAAUUUGGUCACAACGACAUCUGGACCUCCAUCUCAGGUCCAGUUUUCUCCAGACUAGGAGUGUACCUGGAUCACACAUCAGGUAUUCUGUCCUUCUACAGCGUCUCUGAAACUAUGACUCUCCUCCACAGAGUUCAGACCACAUUCACUCAGCCGCUACUGGCCGGAGUUGGGAUUUGGGAGAUUGGAUCCUCUGCAAAGUUCCAUAAACCUAACUAGAUUUGCUCUCUUCUCUUAUUAUUGACCAAGGAUAAUUGCUCUGAUGUAUCUGAUCUUUUGUUCUUCUAUAUUUUUCUGGUUUAAACGUAGUUCUAUGUGUCUUCAUUAUAUCAAUUUUUUUCCCCUUAUCCGGGGUCAGGUCAGCUGCAAAGCGCUCCAGUGAGUGCUGUAGAUCAUGACAUGAUGAAGCCAAUAGAACCACAUCAUCUGCAAAAAGCAGAGAUGUGAUCCAAUGAUUUUCAUCUUUAGAUAUUUGGUUCAUGCUUUUGUUUUGAUUUAGUUCAAGGUUUAUAUUAAAAAUAUUAAAAGUCACAAUAACUAUUUAAAGUUUCAUGUUUUCUUGAAGAUGUGAUAUGGGAAGAAUAAUUGCAGAGAAUAAACUCUGAUUGCAAAUGAGGAGACAAAGGUUAGAUGUUCAGCUCUGCUCUGCUUUCUGCAGGCCGUAAAAUUUUGAAAGCCCUCAUGCUCUUUCCUGCUCCAAAACAGCACAGCUUAAGUCAAGAGAACUUUACCCAAUUUGACUCACCUUAUCCCAGUGUCCCCUAACUCAUUCGAUAACUUGUUCACUUGGUUUUUAAACCACUUUACAAAAUCAACUGUUCCUCCUCUUUGAUCUUUAGACCUUUGAGUCCUCAGAUUCAUGGGCGUACAUCCCCUCAGGACCGUUAUGUAGAUGGAGACCCAAGAUUCGGUUCAGGUCACUCUCAUCAAAACCUUCAGACUUUACGUCAUCUGUACUUCAGCUUUGAAGAUUGUAUGUUCCUAAGUUUUGUAUGUCUCACAGUAGUUUAAAAAUAAUCCUGACUGACUCAGUAAAGUAUAUAGAUACUGAUUGUGGCAGACUGGCCAUUGGAAGCUUGCAAGUGUGGAAACUUCAGUUUUGAGGCGGAACUUAGUGAAAAUAGGCGGAGUUUUGCGAGAGUAAGUGUUUAGGUACCCCAGAAUGGUUGCCACAGGAGAUUUAAGGAUUCCUCAAACAUCCAUGAAAGAUUCAAAGCAACACUCCAGGUAUGGUUUUUAUGGGGGAAUAACAUCAUAAAAUGCAUCAUACCGUGUCAGUAAGAAUUAAUAAUUUCUACAGGUAACCACAGGCUCUACAUGUUAUUUUACCUUUUAUGUGUAUUAGUAUAAAACUGCAAGAUAAUUCCACAAUGUAUUCUUCUUCGAUUGAGAACAUGCAGUAAUUAUCCAUAUAGGGCUCUUUUUAUUGCUGAAUGUGAUUUUU